AUGCACACUCAGAUCCUCUUCAGUGCUAAAUCAAAAAACUACUUCGACCACCAAAGCAAUGACACACCAAUUCUCAACAGUUGUUAUAGCCUCUGGCAGAUAGCAAUCUCUCCUCUGAUCAAACUCUAUUAUCAUAUCUUUACUUCCUUCCAGGCUUGCAUUCAUGAUGAGUCCUUGCCUGUUCUAGCUGAUAUCAUCCAACUCACAGCAGAGCUCACAAGGACUGCCUCUCAGAUAUCGACCAAUGCUUUCAUGUGUCAGGGCUCUACCAGGAAUAUUUUGUGGCAACUGCUUAACCAUCCAGUUUUCCAAGAGCUCAACCUCAACAAGAUGAAUUCAAACCACAUUGCUGAAUUAGGUUGGAGUGGUAAAGGUUCCAUUCAAGGAUCUUUCUCAUAUGCUCAGUACUGGAUGCAGGAAGACACCCAAGUUUCAUGCUACUGCUCUUCAUUCAUUAUCUCCAUUACAGGAUCUUGGAUUGUUAUUUUAGGCACUGUCUUCACAACUCAGCCAAUCAUCCAUCAUGCUAAUGAUAAUGACCAUGCUCUUCAUUUUGCUCAUGUUUUUCAGUCUCUGAGACUAGCCAUCAACAACCUUGAGAAAUACUACAAGAAGCUUGGACUCUCAGACUCCCAUUCCCUACAGACCAUUCACUUCUUUUCCGACAUAACUGAAUAUGAUAAUGACACAAAAGUCAUCAGAUUCCAAUACCUUCAGCCCCUAGAAAUAGAUGCAGCAUGGCUGUUAGCAAGUAAAGGGAAGGCACCAGCACUAAAGUAUUGUGGUCCAAUUUCCAGUGAUGGCAAGUACUGGUAUGGAUCUCUUCAAAUGGUCAUUAUGGAGUUCCUCUGUGGCCAGACGGUAGCACAGAAGUAUGAAGUGAGCAUUGCAGAGACAGUGUAUAAAGCAGUUCCAAGUGCUUCAUUCAUUCAUAGAGAUAUUCACACACCAAAUAUUGUGAUCAUUGAUAGUGUGAGAGAUAAAGGGGAGAGGAUGAGGAUAAUUGAUUUUGACUGGACAGGUGAGCAAAGCAAAAUAAAAUAUCUGCUGCAUAUCAGUGACUAUAUAUGGAACACACUGCAUGUCAAAGACUAUGAUAUUAUUACAUUUCAGCAUGACAUGACAAUGGUUGAUAUGUUAUAG
Molecule: messenger RNA, 1143 nt
Organism: Guyanagaster necrorhizus
Lineage: Eukaryota; Fungi; Basidiomycota; Agaricomycetes; Agaricales; Physalacriaceae
Exons: 6
Coding region: 1-1143 (380 amino acids)
Source: RefSeq, a predicted model, not a curated record